Messenger RNA from Exophiala spinifera, 2235 nucleotides. RefSeq lists its product as uncharacterized. The coding region runs from base 1 to 2235 and encodes 744 amino acids. The transcript has a single exon. NCBI's taxonomy places the organism in Eukaryota, Fungi, Ascomycota, Eurotiomycetes, Chaetothyriales, Herpotrichiellaceae. The record is from RefSeq and is a predicted model, not a curated record.
AUGCUUCAUCAUGGUCGCUGGGUGGAACCUGUCAUCGGAAGGAAUCACGGCCGCGUCUGGGCUCCUCCAGGAUGCAUGCUUUAUCAAUACAAACCUUCCCAUAUCCGUAGCUGCCUCUGGAACCGGAGUGUGAGCAUCCGCGGUGAUGAUACUGCACAUCAACUUUUUCAGGCUCUUCUCACAAGUGUCGAUGUCAGCGAAGUUGAUUCACAGUGGGAUAGCCCUGGGGAAAAUAUCACACUCUUGACAAAUGGAUCGAGAAUGUCCUCUGUUUGGGACGAGUUCUUGAACUCUAAACAAAACCUUGACAUGAAACCGCCUGACUCUGUCCGUGCCCACACGCACUCUCCCGCACUCGAGGUGUAUCGUGACCACGUUGAGGUGUCAAUGAACUCGGCUGGUCUCGUGGCUCUUGAACGCUCAAAUCGGCCGCGUCUAGACUACGUGACCGACUAUGAAAUCGACCGUCGCAUUCCUCCGUUCAAUGGCGUCAAAUCCUUAGAGGUCUAUUCCAUCAUGAUCGACGACUGGCCCUCGGCGUGGCGACACGAUAAUAUGAGCAUUGUCCAUGAAAUCCUGUCUACACAAGCCGAGGUCUUGUUCAAUAUUUUAUGCGGUAACGCCGUGGAUCGAGCAUCAAAUGAGUCUCGGGCGUACUGCUGCACAACUCAAGAGCAGCCGACCCUGUUUCUGAAGAUCUUAAUUUGGGCUGGAUCCUGCGCGGCCAUGUGCCUCGCACUGUUGCCAGUCUCGUUAUGGACGAAUCUCAGUCGCUCACAUUCUCUUGGUUUCCUCUCGCCUUCUGCCUGCUUGCGGAUAUUUGCCCCUCUCGCUACCCUAUGGUUUGCCGCAAUCUAUUGUUAUGUUGCAGACAGGACAGUGUACUUCGAAAAGAACCCCAAGGUAGUCGACAUGGGGAUGUUUCUCGUCUUGAUCGCCACCGCACUCGUUGCGGGUCUAUUUACGUUGAAAUCAGCUCACCCGCAAGAGACGGCAUGUCGAGAACCCAACGCGGCAAUCAAUGUGCCGCUCGCCAUGUUUCUGUCGAGACCACAGACCGAAGAAUGGAAAGGUUGGAUGCAAAUUGUUAUCCUUUUAUACCAUCACUUUGGUAUGUCGAAGUUGUUAUGGGUAUACCAAUUCGUACGCCUAUUGGUCGCAUCGUACCUAUUUAUGACAGGUUACGGACAUACCAUGUAUUUUCUGACCUUGAAUGAUUUCUCUCUUCGAAGAGUAAUCAACGUCACGCUGCGGACCAACCUACUCAACGUUUUACUGGCCUUCGUCAUGGGCACCCAGUACGAUCUCUACUAUUUCCCAGCCUUGUCCACUGUCUGGUUCCUGAUCAUAUGGAUCACGAUUCCAAGGGUCACCUCUGCUGACCUGGGGAUUUUGCGAGGCACGGCGCAUAUCCUCGCAUCGGCAGCUACUGUCAGCAUAAUCAUUGCACACAGUCACGUUGUGCAAGGUUGGCUAGCUAGGAUAGAUAGUCUCGGCUUACACAUGGUCAAAAUUGAUCCUCCAGAGUUUCUCUUUCGGUUUCGACUCGAUGCGUAUGUCGUCUUUGCUGGGAUGCUCGCCGCAUUGGUUUGCUCAAGUUAUCGAUACGACGGCACUCGAGGCCAUGCUAUAUCGCUAUUCCGAAAUCUUGUCAUGAUGAGGCUUCUUCUUUCGGUCUCUGUCUCUGUAAUUGUCCUGUACGGAGUCUUCUGCUCGAAGUUCACAGACAAGUACAGCUAUAAUCGGUGGCAUCCAUUCCUUUCGCCGUGGCCGGUAAUGGCAUACGCGAUACUUCGGAAUUCGACAGGCCGCAUGAGGGCCUGCCACAGUCGUCUGUUCGCGUGGUUCGGUCGUUGCUCGCUGGAGACAUUCGUGCUCCAGUACCACAUUUGGCUGGCGGCAGAUUCUCGAGGUCUCCUACGCCUUGGACUUGCGAAUAAACUGCUUCACACUUACCAUGUCAAAUGGAGUUUCUGGCUCGAUCUGGUUGACUUUUCGAUACUAACGGCAGCGUUCCUCUCGGUGAGUAAUUCAACAGCUAGAGCAGUGUCGAGUCUCACGCGAAUCUUUCUUCGAGAUGACAUUGAAGCUGCCGGUAUCGGUCCACGCCCGGGAAACGAGUCACUCUCAACCACGCUCGCGAAGAAGUCAAACAAGUCUGGCUUGCGAGCAAGGGUCUUCGCAGUCCUGAUCGCCCUGUGGGUUCUCAACGUUGCUUCGUAUUUCCUGGAAUGA